AUUUAGGAACAGCAGCAAUCAACCCAGCACUCUAGCAAGACCUCCUCAGCAGCCGCCAAGAUGCAUCUUAUGUACACCCUCGACAAAGAUGGAAAGCGUGUCUACACCUUGAAAAAGGUUCUGAGCGGCGAAGUCACCAAGUCCGCUCACCCAGCUCGUUUUUCGCCAGAUGACAAGUACUCCAGGCACCGAGUUACGCUCAAAAAACGCUACGGUCUGCUUCUUACGCAGCAGCCGGACAAGGAAGCCGCCAAGUCAUAAAUCAUUUAUAGAGUAGAAAGACAGUUGGGGCCAUGGCAGGGUUUUUUGAAUGGUUAAAUGUAUCGUUUCAUUGAGUUUGGCGAAUGGUGUUUUGUACUUGGUCUACCGCAAAAGUUAGGAAGACCAUGAUUACAGUGAGAAUUUCGACAUUGCUAGUGGCAGUAGCGUUAUUCGGAAACAGUUUUGAUUAAAUCUGCAAUAUCAAGCUAUCAUGUCUCAUGAGGGUCAUGUAUAAUUUUAUCUACCCCA
This is a messenger RNA of Talaromyces proteolyticus, 510 nucleotides long. Its product is annotated as putative ribosome biogenesis protein nop10. The coding region runs from base 61 to 261 and encodes 66 amino acids. The record is from RefSeq and is a predicted model, not a curated record. Lineage: Eukaryota; Fungi; Ascomycota; Eurotiomycetes; Eurotiales; Trichocomaceae. The transcript has 4 exons. Gene Ontology annotation, molecular function: telomerase RNA binding; box H/ACA snoRNA binding. Gene Ontology annotation, biological process: snRNA pseudouridine synthesis; ribosome biogenesis; rRNA pseudouridine synthesis. Gene Ontology annotation, cellular component: box H/ACA snoRNP complex; box H/ACA telomerase RNP complex.